This is a messenger RNA of Raphanus sativus (radish), 876 nucleotides long. RefSeq names its product HVA22-like protein a. Lineage: Eukaryota; Viridiplantae; Streptophyta; Magnoliopsida; Brassicales; Brassicaceae. The transcript has 5 exons. The record is from RefSeq and is a predicted model, not a curated record. The coding region runs from base 176 to 715 and encodes 179 amino acids.
AAGAACCUUCUACAGGUCGGCCACACAAUUAUUCUCUCUCUCUCUCUCUCUCUCUCUCUCUCUCUCUCUCUCUGUCUAUCUAUCAAUCCAUCUCCAGUGACUAGUAUUGUUUCCAGUGGAGGAAGAAUCAGAUUCAGAGUCAAAACAGAGCCAAAAUAAAACUUUGAGAGAGAGAAUGGGAUCUGGAGCUGGAAGUUUCAUCAAAGUUCUUUUGAGGAACUUCGAUGUUCUCGCUGGGCCUGUUGUUAGUCUCGUUUAUCCACUACAUGCUUCAGUGAAAGCAAUUGAAACUCAGUCUCACGCUGAUGACAAACAAUGGCUCACUUACUGGGUUCUUUACUCCUUACUCACACUCUUCGAGCUCACUUUCGCCAAACUCAUCGAAUGGGUACCAAUAUGGUCAUACGCCAAGCUGAUCUUGACUUGCUGGCUUGUGAUUCCUUACUUCAGCGGCGCUGCUUAUGUAUACGAACACUUUGUGAGACCUCUGUAUGUUAACCCUCAGAGCAUUAACAUUUGGUAUGUGCCUAAGAAGAUGGAUUUCUUCAGAAAGCCAGAUGAUGUGUUGACAGCUGCUGAGAAGUACAUUGCUGAGAAUGGUCCUGAUGCUUUCGAGAAGAUCUUGAGCCGAGCCGAUAAAUCAAAAAGAUUUAAAGAGCAUGAGACUAUGUAUGGUGAGGAGUAUCAGUAUGAAGGGAACUUCAAAAGCUAUUAACUUUAGAGCGUGUGUGAAGCAAGCAAGUUCAUUUCUUUGAUGUUUGUUUGUUUUGCUGCUUCUCGUUGUAUGUGGGAUCUCUGUGGUGUAAAAAAAGAAGUGCUAAUAAUGGAAUCAUAUCACAAUGUUGUGAGAUUAGACAACAUGUGUUUGUUCUUAAA